Messenger RNA from Onychostoma macrolepis, 2506 nucleotides. RefSeq names its product family with sequence similarity 163 member Aa (gene fam163aa). The record is from RefSeq and is a predicted model, not a curated record. The transcript has 4 exons. The coding region runs from base 623 to 1075 and encodes 150 amino acids. NCBI's taxonomy places the organism in Eukaryota, Metazoa, Chordata, Actinopteri, Cypriniformes, Cyprinidae.
AACAUGACGCACGCUCAUAGGCUGACGCUUUGCUCUCCUUUAACGUCUGUAAAGGUGUGGGUUCAUUUCCUGACCCUUUCCGCGCGUGCAGCAUCAUCUCCUCGCAGGCUGUUGCAUCCUCCUGAGGGACCGUCGGUGCUCUUCACAGCCUGCACACUACAUACCGGUCUCUGAUUCGCAAUCUGGGUAAUGUCACUCAUUCAUUUGCGAGCUCGGAUGUGUUAUAUUGUCUCUCACAGCAUACACGCGGCUGUUCGCGGGGAUACUACGGAAUUACAGCCGCAACAAAUGAUGAUGUGACAGCCAUCCGUUCAGAUAGAUAAUAAAAGCUCGCUGUGCAGUGGACGCUGCAUUUCUGCUAACGAAGCAAAGCCUCAGACGAGCCUUUCCCAGAUGAACAGAUACAGUAGUGUUCACUACUGACAAGCAUCAGUCAUUGGGAAUAAUACACUGCACGCUGCAUUACAAACAUUCUGGGAGGAGGAGAAACAGGUUUUAAGAAACUGUACAGUUGAGUGUCUGCAACCCAUGAGCCGUGUGUCAGGAGAAGCAGCAGUUCAAACUCUCUGUGGCCUGUCGUCCUCUCUGCUCUCUUCUAAUGGUUUGAUGGAGAUCUGGUCGGAUGACAGCUGGAACUGUUGUCAUAACCGGAGGAAUUCUCGCAACAGUGAUACUCCUGUGUAUCAUUGCAGUGCUUUGUUACUGUAGACUCCAGUAUUACUGCUGUAAGAGGAAUGAGUCAGAAGGGGAGGCGGGCUCGGUCGGAGAUCCUCAGCCACAGUUCGCCUGCAACGCAUGCAGCGCUCCGGGAGUGGACGGGGCGGCUGUCACACCUCUCUCGCUGCCCUACGACCCCGCUCCACCUCACAGCUACUGCCCGACUUGCUCACCCUACUACCUCCGUGGCACGGAUGAGAUGCGAAACGGCGGCGAACGCCUGUCCUACAUGCCCACUCACUACGAGAACCAUGGCGCCACUGCCCUUGGUCUGGCCGCAAUGUACGGCCCCAUGCUGAGCCAUCGCAGUACGCCGGACUUUUACACCAAUACACGAGCCAUCAGCACUGACGUCUGACCCUCACAGACCCGGAGAUGGACCCAGGGACAGAGCCGCCUCUGUGGACCAGAGCAAAUGGGGCAGUUGCGUCUCUACGCGCCAAGAGUUAAAAAAGACCUACGGGAUGCCAUGUUAUUCUUCCACAAAGGCCACACUAAGGCCAUCUUUAGUCUUCCAUUGUCUUUUGUUUUACCUGCUGUUUACCUCUUCUUCUUCUUCUUCUUCUUCUUGCACAUCCCUUCCUUUUGUUCUUUGAGGGCCGUGUGUUAUAUGACAUGAAGUGUUUGUGGAGUUUUUGGCCUUUUUAAUGUAAGUUUUAAAGGUUAAAUGCAAAUAGGGUAUUUUGUUUAUCUGGAAAAGUCAGAUGAAGCAUAUAUUAUAGUCAGAAAAUCGAAAUGGAGCAGCCCAAGGAAGCUUUUUAGGCUCAUCUCAAGUAUUUUGUUGUUUAUUGUGACAUAAAAGGCAAACAUUCCACACAAAUUUUUAAUAGCUUUAAAAAAAAGUAUCUUUGUUGAAAAGAGCAUGACAUUCAGCUUUACCUAAAUAUCCCCUGAUAUACUGAAUCUUUGUCUUUGAAAAACUUAUUUUAGGAUGAGAAAUUAACCAAAAUGUGAUUGUCUUCAUGUGUGUUGAACUGUUGGGAAAAUGUUAAAUGAAUUACUGAUGAUGAUUAUAUUGGUAUACAGUUCAUAUUUGAAUAUAUGUGUCACAUUAACUAAAAUUCACAAUGGCACAGAGUGUUGACAGUUGCUGAGUUAUCAGAUAAUACUGAGGUUGGUCACUUUUUUUGUCCAUAUCCACUACAUACUACAAUUAAGAGCUUUUUAAAGUAGCAUUGCAGAAAUCUCCAAUGGCAUAUAAUUUUCAAAUUUAUAUGCAGCAUUUUCAAAAAUCUUCUGAGGCACUGAGAGAAAAUGACUGGAAAAUAUUGAAAACAUUUCAUUAUCUUGUCCCUGUUUGUAUGAUAUUAUGGCAGUGGAAAUGAUACUUAUAGGAACGAUAGUUUCCUUGUCUUUGCAAAUGCGUUUAUGUAAGUUAUUAUAUUUUCUCACAUACUUGUUUCAGUAGCCAUUGGUUUAUGAAUUGUGCAUUCUGAUGUCUGUGUUCACUCUCUCUCUGAAGCACUCUUUGUUAGUAACUGGAUCACAUUACAAAUCACAGGAUGGCACUUCUAUUUUACAUGUGAAUACUUUUUGGCAAAAAUGGGAAAAAAAUAUGGAAGUAUAUCAGUCUACGGUUUAAAAUACUGAGGAAAAAAGAGUAGUCUAUUGUCCACAUAUUUCACAGAAUGCUUUUGAAUAUAAAUGAAGCAUUUAUAAAUGCCUGUAGACUUUUAUAAAAUUGGUCAAUUGUGAUCAGAGUAAUAAAAGCCAUUUCACAUCUAUACAAAUACAUGUACAUAAAGAUCAAAUUAUUUCAAUGAUUGAAAUGUUUCCUGUCAAGUCUAUA